Messenger RNA from Dicrocoelium dendriticum, 834 nucleotides. NCBI's taxonomy places the organism in Eukaryota, Metazoa, Platyhelminthes, Trematoda, Plagiorchiida, Dicrocoeliidae. The record is from the annotation of a GenBank genome assembly.
AUGUAUGGACUGCUAAUAGUGGGUGUUCAACACUUUGUUGAGCAACACUUUGGUCAUGAACUGUGGCCUAUUAUCGUGAAAUGUGCUGGCUUACGAAUCACAGAGUUUAAAACUCAGCAAGUGUAUUCGGAUUCGGUGAUCAGACAACUUAUUGAGGCACUUGUGGCUGAAACUGGUCUCUCGGAGAUAGAUCUUGGGUAUCUGAAUGGACUGUACUUCGCCUCAUUUACGAUUCAUCAUGGGUUUGAAAAGCUUUUAAGGAUACAAGGACGAACAUUUAUUCAUUUUCUCCGCAACCUGGAUGACUUACACGAGCAUAUGCGGUUCUCCUAUCCGAGGAUAAGACCGCCGUCUUUUUCUGUUCUCUACGAAUCACCAUCACUCAUUCGUUUCUUAUACUCGUCCAAACGUACAGGCUAUGAACACUAUGUGCGUGGUCAGUUGGUAAAUUUAGCCAAGAGAUUCUUCGACAUUAACAUUUCCGUUAUUAUUGUGAACAAGAGGAGGGUUGGUCCGGUGAGACAUAUCACUUAUGAGAUCACCCACGACGGAAAGAGUUGGGGGACGGCUGACGAAGUGCAACAGAGUCAGCAAUUGAACCAUUGGGGACCGAUGAUGAGCGGAUCGGAAUUUUUCAAACUGUCCUCUUUCUAUUUGGUCAUCAGUCGAGAAAUGAAACUGGUGCGAGUGAGCCAAACGUUCGAGAGACUGGACUGCACUCUAAAUGGGGCCGCCUUCACGGACAAAUUUACGCUGGUACGCCCCUACAUUGAGGCAACAUUUGAGGAGGUGCGUUCCAGUGUAUACAUGUCCUCUCGAAUAUAUAUUCCUUAG